GCCGCAUAUAUUCGCACAUCGACGAGCAUCUCUCGAUCUCACCGAACGACAAUGCAUUCCGUCGCAGCUCUCCUCCAGCUGUUUUGCCUCCUCUUGUCACUUCAUCUGAGCCCAUGCUCCGGUGCGGCGGCCACGCCGGGCAACUUCUCCGCCUGCCUCGUCUCCAACGGCGUCACCAACUUCUCCCUGCCCACGUCUCCGAGCUACGGCGGGCUGCUCAACUCCUCCAUCUUCAACCUCCGGUUCAAUCUCCCGAGCGUCCCCGGGCCUGCCGCCGUUGUCCUGCCGGAGUCGAGGGAUGAACUGAGGCGAGCCAUCCUGUGCGCGCGCGCCAGCUCGCUGGCGAUCCGCGUGCGCAGCGGCGGGCACAGCGACGAGGGGCUGUCCUACACCACUGAGAACCACGUGCCGUUCGUGGUGAUCGACCUCGCGAACCUGAACCGCGUGCGGGUCGAGCCGGGCUCGGCCACGGCCUGGGCCGAGUCGGGAGCGACGGUGGGGGAGCUGUACUACGCCGUGGGGCAAUCGAGCCAGUCCCUGGCGUUCCCCGCCGGGUCGGAGUCGACCACUGGUCUAGGGGGGCAGGUCUCCGGCGGCGGGUUCGGGCUUCUGUCCCGGAAGUUUGCGCUCGCCGCCGACAACGUGCUGGACGCGGCUCUCAUCACUCCGGACGGCAGGGUCCUUGACCGGAGUUCUAUGGGCGACGACGUGUUCUGGACGAUCCGAGGCGGCGGAGGCGGGAGCUGGGGUGUGGUGUACGCUUGGAAGCUCCGCCUCGUUCCAGUCCCUCGCAACGUCACCGCGUUCACCGUCGGCCGGACCGGUCCGGUCGAACUCAUUGCCGGGUUGCUUCACAGGUGGCAGUAUGUCGGGCCCAAUCUACCGGACGAGUUUUAUCUCUCCGUGUAUGCUCCUACCGGGUCGACGGACGGCAACGUCUCCAUCUCCUUUACCGGUCAAGUGCUGGAGUCAAAAGAGCGCGCCUUGUCGGUUAUCAGCCAGAGCUUUCCUGAGCUGGGUUUGACCGAGGUAGACCUCUCAGAAAUGAGCUGGGUCGAGUCGACGGCCAAGUUCGCCGGUCUGAACACGGUGGAGGACCUGGCGAACCGGCGGCGCCAGCCAAAGCAGUACUCCAAGAGCAAGUCCGACUACGUGCAGGCACCGAUCUCGAGGCACGACAUGGUCGAGAUCUUCCGGCACCUGUCGACCGGGCCGACGGGGUCCAUCCAGCUCGACCCCUACGGCGGCGGCAUGGCGCGGGUCGGGAGCGCCGAGACGCCGUUCCCCCACCGCGCCGGGAACCUGUACAGUAUCCAGUACGGUGUGAACUGGGACCGGUCGGAGGUGGCCCGCGCGGAGGAGUUCAUCGGAUGGCUCAGGUCGUUCUACAAGUUCAUGGCCCCCUUGGUGUCCAAGGAUCCCCGCGCUGCCUACGUGAACUACCUCGACCUCGACCUGGGCGUGAACAACUGGACGCGCGCUGCCGGUGGGUCGUCCGCUCAGGCGGUUUCUCGUGCGAGGUCGUCGUGGGGGGAGGCGUACUUCGGAGAGAACUUCGACCGGCUGGUUCGUGCUAAGACGGUGGUCGAUCCUGGCAACGUGUUCAACAACGCGCAGAGCAUCCCUCCCUUGAACAUUAGAGCUGAGGGGCAGACAUGAUGCUUGCCGAAUAACACAUUUGGCCGUGAGGAGAUAUGUGUACGUAGUAAUGAAUAAAAUAAGGCACUACUAGGCCCAA
This is a messenger RNA of Triticum dicoccoides, 1738 nucleotides long. RefSeq names its product reticuline oxidase-like. NCBI's taxonomy places the organism in Eukaryota, Viridiplantae, Streptophyta, Magnoliopsida, Poales, Poaceae. Gene Ontology annotation, molecular function: oxidoreductase activity; FAD binding. The transcript has a single exon. The record is from RefSeq and is a predicted model, not a curated record. Bases 52 to 1659 code for a protein of 535 amino acids.